AUUAUGAUAGUCUAGGUUAUAAAUUCUAUUUAGGAUAAUCGAAAAGGAAAAAAUAAUUAUAUGGAAGGUUCUAAAGGACAAUUUUGCCGUAUUUGCAAUAAUACUGAGAGCAAUGAAAAUUUUACAGUGAUAGACGAAUCUAUAAGGGAACUUUUAAAGACAGUUUCACUGAAUCUGGACUCGGUGGACAACUAUAAACAUAUCAUGUGUUCUACUUGUUGUGCUAAAUUGUACUCUGUGUGUGACUUUAAAUUCACUUGUCUCUACGUUGAGGAUAAGAUUGUUUCUAAUGUUAAUCCCACAAUGUCAUUUGUUGAUUUAAGAGAAGUUUAUUUAAAAGAACACGAUAACAAAUCGUUAAUUAAAAUAGAAGAUGAUCAGAAAAUAUGUCGAUUAUGCUUGCAGCUGGUUAGCGAACAAUUUGUGCCAUUUUAUGAAACGAAGUUAGAGAUGAUUGACAGAUGCAUUCCAGAAGUGAAUUUUGGCCUAACGGAAGAUCCAGUAGUUUGCAGGCAAUGUUUUGAUUCACUCAUCAUUCACGAUACCUUCAUAAAGACUUGUUUGGAUGUUGAAAAGCAAAUUCACAACAUCUGUACCAACAAAAUCAUAGAUUUUGAGUUUGGCGAUACAUUUAUUAAAAGUGAAACUGAUGAAAUAGAUUUAGGAGAUGAACAGAAGAUGGAAGGGUUCAUCGAAAUUAAAAAAGAGUUAAAGAUGGAAGAAGCUCCCAUUGAAACUAAAGAAGUCAACAUAAAAGCUGAAGGAAAUGAUUGGGAUAGUGAAGUCUCUUUGUGCACUUACACGGACGCAGCAGAAAUAAAGAAUGAACAUAUGGUUAAAUGUGAGACAAAAGGACAUCAAAUAAGUGCACUUGAAGCUGCAUUAAGCACACCAUCGUGUAAUAGUGAAAACAAAAAUGAGUUUCAUGGUGGUCUAGAACAGGAAGCUGCUCCGGGAUUUAUACAUUGCAAGAAGAGCCCCACGCACAACCAGAUAAUAAGCAAAGGCUCUUCUGGAGGAAGAAUGUAUAAAUGUGAUAUAUGUACGUACGAAACUAAAGAUAGGAGUCAUUUGAAAAGGCAUCAGUUGUUACACAAAGACCCUUCGGAAAUUAAAAUGUUCAAAUGUGAUACGUGUACUUAUGAGAGUAAAUACAAGAGUGCUCUGAAAAUGCAUCAAUUAUUACAUAAAGAUCCUUUGGAAAUCAAAAUGUACAAGUGUAAUCUUUGUACUUAUGAGACUAAACAUAAGUAUUGUUUGAAAGUGCAUCAGUUCUCGCACAAAGAACCUUCUGAAAUCCAAAUGUACAAGUGUGAUACUUGUAGCUAUGAAGCCAAGUAUAAGAGAAGUCUAGAAUGUCAUCAAUUAACCCACAAAGACCCUUCGGAGAUCCACAUGUACAAGUGUGACACUUGUAGUUAUAAAACCAUGUAUAAGAGAUAUCUAAAAUCGCAUUUGUUGUCACACAAAGAUCCUUUAAAUAUCCAAGUGUACAAGUGUGAUGCUUGUAUGUAUGAAACUAAAUAUAAGAGUGAUCUAAAAUUACAUCAAUUAUCACAUAAGUGCUCUUCAGAAGUCAAAAUGUACAAGUGUGAUGCUUGUACUUAUGUAACUAAACGUAAGAAUUGUCUGAAAGCACAUCAGUUAUUGCACAAAAAACCUUCCGAAAUCCAAAUGCACAGAUGUGAAACUUGUGGUCAUGAAACCAAGUAUAAGGGACAUCUAAAAGUACAUCAAUUACUGCAUAAAGACCUUGGCCAGAUCCAGACGUACAAGUGUGACACUUGUAAUUUUGAAACCAAGUAUGAGAGAUAUCUAAAAAUGCAUCUGUUAUUGCACAAAGACGUUUCAGAAUUGGAAAUGUACAAAUGUGACAUUUGUAGCUAUGAAACCAGGCAUAAGACAUAUCUAAAACGGCACCAAUUAAAGCACAAAGAUAAUAUCAAAAUUCAAAUGUACAAAUGUGACACCUGUACGUAUGAAACUAAUUUUAAAAGCAACCUAAAAUCACAUCAGUUAAAGCACAAAGACCCUUCAGAAACACAAAUGUACAAGUGUGAUACAUGUUUUUUUGUAAGUAAAUAUAAGAGUGCUAUGGACAGACAUCAGUUAACCCACAAAGACCUCUCAGAAAUCCAAAUGUACAAGUGUGAUACAUGUAGUUUUGAAACUAAACAUAAGAGUAGUAUCAAAAAACAUCAGUUGACUCACAUGAACCCUUCCACGGGAAGCGGGAAUAUGAUACACGUUAUUAUAAUGCCAUUUUGAAAAUUGCUCAGCAGUUAAAAACAUUCUUCAAAAAUCUAAGUAUUCGAACGUAACGGAUAUGUUUUCUAUACUAAGCAUAAGCAGAGUUUAAGAAUUUAUGUGUUGAAACAUCAAGAUUCAUCAAAAGUGCAAAUGGGCAAGUGUCUUAGAUCAGGCAUAGAAACAGUCUAAACAGCAGCUUUGCCAAUAUGGUUUGGAGAAGGUUUUGCCGGAUAUGUGCAAAAUUCACACCAAUAUAUUUGACAUUAUUUAGUGGUAAAAUUAUAGAACACAAAAUUCGUUUAAGUCAACCCUUGGCAUGGUUGGAAAUAGACCAAUUAAAGAUUUCAGUGUGAAAGUGUACGUUCGCUAGUUCAAAAUUAAAUUACUAGGUUGAUUUAAAAAAAAGAUACCAAAGUUCAAUUGCUUACAUUUCUUUGUAGAACAUUAAAAUGGUGCUUUGUUCCGAAGUUCGUUAAAUAAAUUUUAUUAUUUCA
Molecule: messenger RNA, 2744 nt
Organism: Anoplophora glabripennis (Asian longhorned beetle)
Lineage: Eukaryota; Metazoa; Arthropoda; Insecta; Coleoptera; Cerambycidae
Product: zinc finger protein 90-like
Exons: 4
Coding region: 61-2268 (735 amino acids)
Biological process (GO): regulation of transcription by RNA polymerase II
Cellular component (GO): nucleus
Molecular function (GO): RNA polymerase II transcription regulatory region sequence-specific DNA binding; zinc ion binding; DNA-binding transcription factor activity, RNA polymerase II-specific
Source: RefSeq, a predicted model, not a curated record